AUGUGCCCGUCGUGCGCCUCCUCGCUGCCCGGCCGCCCUCCGGCCGCCGCCUGCUUCUGCGCGCAGAGCAGCCCGGGCCGGGCGCGCGUCUCCGGGGCGCAGCUCACGGCGGCGCGCCUGCGGGCCAUCGGCGAUGAGCUGCAAGCGCGGACGGCGGCCAGGAAGGCGGCGCGGGGCCGCCGGGCGUCCGCCGCCGCCGGCACCGGCCUGGCCACGUCCCUGGCGCUGCUGGCCGCCUUGGCCUGGCUGAGCCGCCGGGGGCGCGUGUAG
Messenger RNA from Podarcis lilfordi (Lilford's wall lizard), 270 nucleotides. The record is from the annotation of a GenBank genome assembly. Lineage: Eukaryota; Metazoa; Chordata; Lepidosauria; Squamata; Lacertidae.